AUGGUAAUAAGACACGGUUCAAGGUAUCCGGGAAGCUACCGGGUGAACAAGAUGAAGAAAAUGCUUGAAAAGAUCAAUCAAGUCUUCCCAAGCAAUUCUUCGAUUCAUUACAAGGGUCUUUCACUACCUUGGAACAUACCAAACGAUAUCCUGCAAGCCGCAAGCAAAGAAAUUUCGGCAUUAGGCUCCGAGGAGAUGUAUUCCAUAGCAAGACGCCUUCUUGCUGAGUUUCGUAGCGUGUUGGAACACGGAUACUCGAACACUAACUAUAGCUUUGUUGCCACCGAUAAGCUUAGAUCGAGUCAAAGCGCUGUGGCAUUUGCCCAAGGGCUGUUCGAAGGAAAAGGAAAAGUAGGUUCAGCGAAAUACCAACCAGUUGCCGUAAAAUUUUCGGGUUCUUACGAUGAUGACAGUGUUUUACGAAUCUUUGAAGCAUGUCCCAAAUGGCAAAAAAUAACCGAGAAGAAAAGAUCGCGGUCCGAGCACGCAAAAUUUCUCAACGGUCCAGAAAUGCGCGAAGUUGUGCAAAAAAUCGCUGAAAGGCUAAAAUUGCGCAAGAAAAUUUUGCUUACCCCUCAGAUGGUUGUGGAAAUGUUUUUAAUGUGCGCAUUUGGGAUUCAGACGGAUAGCGCCGAUUCAAGCUGGUGCGAGGUAUUUGAGGAAGCAGAUUUAAAAGUUCUGGAAUAUCUCAAUGAUUUGAAACUUUACUGGGAUCGGAGCUACGGCCGUAAAAUCAAUUAUAAAAUGGGCUGUCAGCUUUAUGGUGAGAUAAUAGACAGUUUUGAAGGAUUUCUUCAGUCUGGAAAGCCUCAUGGUAUAUUUCGAUUUGCUCAUACGGGAACUGUAAUUCCGCUUUUAACAAUGUUGGGACUCUACAACGAUACGAUCCCACCUACAGCAGGCAAUUUUCACCAACAAGCCAACCGAAAAUUCCGUAUUUCUGAUGUUGUACCUAUGGGAGGAAAUGUCGCCUUUUUGCUCUACAAAUGCAAUAAAGAACGUCCCGAGAACAAAAGCAAAAGCGAUACUGAAGGAGAGAGUGAUUGCGCAGGUCAUUGUCAUAUAUCUAAUAUGACAAUACAAAUGUUGGUGAAUGAAGCGCCCGUGCCAAUGCCCGCAUGUGGAGGAAGGAUGUACUGCAGGCUAAAAAACUUUCUGUCCUACUAUUCGCACAUCAAGGAUACCUGUGACAUUAGAACAAUAUGCGGCAGGCGACGAAAAUGCAAGAACAGGGGGGGACCUCAGGACUAGUUUUACUCUAGAACAGCUCGCCCCAUCCCAUGUUAGGUAAUAUCCAAAAACCUCGUUCCCAGGGUCCUUUCCUACUCGGCCCCCUCGGCGCUGUCACAGUGAUACGGACAUUCCCACGUUUUGUGCAUCCCCAUUCCCAAAACCCCAGUGAUAUGGGCAUCCGCUUCUCAUAUUGCCUUGGCGAUUUGGGUUAGAGUUAGGGUUAGGGUUACAGGGGAUGCCCAUAUCACUAGGGUUUUGGGAAUGGGGGUGCCCAAAACGCGGGGAUGCUCACAUCACUGUCACAGCGCCACAAGGACCGAGUAGAAGAGUACCCUGGGAGCUAGGUUGGUACUUCUAAGACAGUCGUGGAUUUUAGAAUCCACUCUGUGGAUUCCGGAUUGCAAGUAAACUAGGGCACGUAUCAUUUACAUGGAAAAUCCGGAAAUUCUGAAUGGCACUGUUCAAAUGGUUCGCGCCAUUCCGUUUGUGGAGCCUCAGAAAACAUGCGCUGUCCAGCUGAUUUGAAUACUCAUUGUAGCGGGUCGUUCUCCCACCACGUCAAAUUUUAUAGUUUUUUUUUCUUGUUUUUGCACACGAUUUCUUCCCGGUUGGUUUGUGUAACUGGUAAGCACCCCGGCCCUGGAUUAGGGAUUUCUUGUCAAUGGAACUUGCAUUCUGGAUUCCAUUCGUUAGGUGAAUUCCAUAUUCCAAAGCCCAGGAUUCCGGAUUCCACAAGCAAAGAAAGUCGCCGAAUCCGGAAUCCGGAUUACCUAUACAUGGGGCGAAACAUGACGAGCCAAAUCGCUCGCGGCAGCUAUGCUUGAUUCACACAAAAGGAAAUUAUUUACAUAUCGAAAACUAAGGGUAAAAGUUGACAAAAGCAGGCUCCUGACAAAAGCAGUUAGAUAAUAAUGCAUGUGAGAAUGUUCCUCCUAUAUGGCUAUAUGUUUUAAUUAACCGCGAACUGUGAUACACAAGUCAAUUUUAAGGUGACUCGACCCAGUUUUUUGGGGGAGGUACCAUCCUACUUUGAAGCUCUCUGGUAUCCCCACCUUUACUUUUAUCGUAAGUCUGACACAUAGAAUGGAUAACAUAUAGAUCAAUCUACAAUAUAACAUAAAAUUUUUGGCGAUCGGAGUAAAUGUCACGUGGUUAUAAUGCCACGCCCCUUUGAGGUCUGAGUCGAAAAUCUGCUGUUGCCGGCAUUUUUUCGUGAAAAUCUCUCGGCUACACAUAGUGCGCAUUAGUGCCUUGCGCUGAACAGAGUUUCACCAAAAUCGCAAAGACCCAAUUCGAGAAAUUCAGCGGUUUCCAAAUUUAGGUCAUAAUUUAUGCGAAAAUGAUAAGCAAACUUUACACGGAUUAUAUCUAAUAAACUAUGAGAUUCAUCUCUUUAUUUUGGGCAUCGUUAUAACAGAUGGGUCCUUGCAAGUCAGCAAAACGCUUUAGGGCCUUGUAAAUGCGCGCGAUUUCGAGCAAAGCAAACAUAUAGAAAUUAUAGUUUUCGCUAUUUGUUGACGUUUGUCAGCGUUUAAGAGUCCUUCUCACGAAAAAAGCAUUUUCUUAAAAAUUCGUAGUUUUUUUUCCUUCAAAUUUUUUCAGGGCCACAAUUGAUUAACUAACUACCCGGACUCUGAAUUUCAUGGUCAUUGAAAAACUGUGACAUUAUCUUCUAUAAGCCCAAACUUGAGUAAACAUUGAAGAUUUUUAGCGUUUUGGCUGAGUUUGUGCUUUGGGAGUUGUCUAUUGUUUCUAGUCUGUCAUUAUACAGCAUUCUUGUUCAGCACGCGUGCAAUGACCACGCUUGGCUGACUUCCGAAUGCUCACCGAGAUAUUCCCGUCACGAGUUGGUUUAAUUAUUGGCGUGCAUUAAACCUAUCAAAAAAUGAUAUUUUUGUAAUAGUUAGUAGAUUUAGUGUGUAGCACUUCUUGAUUUUUUUGCAAAGGCACAAGAAUUGAUUAAAAAUUGUUAGUUAGACCUCUAUGUAUCAUGCGAGUGCGACUCCCUGGCUUUACGAACUGAGUCACGUGAAGAAUGAAUUUUCUCGCGUGGGAUUAACUCGGCAUGUCAGUAUGAGAAUGGUUAGAGUGAGAGAGAAAGUGUUCAGAAACAUUAGUGGGUUUAGACUUAAUGUUAGUUUUGUCAACUGCACGUCUGUGUUCGUUCAAUCUGUCCUUGAGGCGUCGCUUAUUUUCACCUCUAUAUUGUAAAUUACAACGGUUACAUUGAACCAUGCAGAUCACGUGUUUCACUUUUACAAGUAAUGUGGAAGUGAUGGAGCGUGUUUCACCUGUAGCGUAAAAAGUAUAACUUGUGAGGCGGUUAGUAAUGUAUGAACAAGUGGCACAAUUGACUCUUGAACCUAAUGGCCUAAACCGCCGUGACGAUAUCCUUGUUAUUUUUUCUUUUCUAGUUUUUUUGGUGUUGUACGUCAUUUCCGCCUCUCGAUCUCUUUUAAACAAUCCGUUAUUGCGACAUUCUCCAUCUACGUAAUAUUGUGAUUCCUACAAAAGUUCAUUAGCAUCUGUAAACCUGAAGAAGGCGGGUAUCGCCAGCCGAAAUAUUGGUAUGAAAAAACAACACACGUUGUUCUGAAUCAGCUUUGCAGUAGUCUUUGGACUUCUCGCUUUUAGUCCAUGGGAUAAAAUAUACGUGAGGAAAACCGCUGAACAGGGCCACUGCUGACACUUAAUUGAGCCUCAAGGUAGAUUUCAUCUCAAUUUUUAAAGAAAAAAACUUAUGUGAACUCAUAAAAGUAAUUUAAUAACCAUAGCAAAAUCCUAAAUUUAAUCAUUUUUUCAAUGUUUUUCCUUAUAUAAUACAUCGUAAUUUUCUAAACUAUGAUCGGGCCAUAAGUUUCUUAAAAUAUCUAAAAAAAUAUCCGGAUAUUUGUAGCUAGGCCUACUUCCUAGCUACACGAUGGAAGACUGAUGUCGUAUGUGUUCCUGUUAACAUUUUUUUUCGCUGCCGCUCAUUAGUCAUUUUCACCUUGCUAGCAUCUCUCAUCUUUUCACCGCCGCUAUAAAAUUUUCACGUUUUGGUCUCUUUGUUUUUAUCUCUCGCUCCAGCUCUUUCUCUGUUAUCUACGUUAAGAAAGACAUUAAAAUUCAGUCGAAAGAAAGAAUCAUCUUUAUUGUUGUUGUAUUUCUUCUCUGUAAAAGUCCGGGUAGCCAUGCGACUUAACGGGAGGGUGAAACGCCCGCGUCGGCUUGAAAUGCAAAAUUUCACCGCGGCUUGCAUGAAGGGCCCAUGAAGGUCAUGAAGGGCUGGAUCAGACGUACAACGUUUACCUCAUUCGUAUUUUCUCUAAUGAUAAUAAUAAAGUAAACAAGGAAAAGAAAUUGAAAAGUGUGCUUAUUGCUGGCCAUUUUUAGCCGCAGCUAGCAGUCAACCAAAUUAAAUUGCGGAAAUAAAUGAUAAAAGAAAGCAUUGGAAAAUACAAAGAGAACCGCUUAAAAUCUAAACUUUUCCAAUUUUUUUUUUAAUUUUGAAAAUGGCCUGGUUUCUGGGAAACUAGCCUGCGAACACAGACGUAUUUCCAGUCGUCGCCUCUCUCCAGCGUUUUUCCGCUCGAGAGAAGCGACGACCGGAAAUACGUCUGUGUUCGCUGGGAUGGGGUGAUAUUGGACGGAUAUUGGACGUGAUAUUGUUGAUGGUGUGACCAUGAGCACGUGAAAACGAAACAGGAAAAACCGGUUCUGCCUGGUUGUGAUGACGAUAUUAACACGUGACGAAAUUUUCCUUUAUAAACGAAAGCCGCCUCAUUACGGCAUCACUUUCAUGGCGGAAAGUGGUGUGAAUGUUUCUUUUGUGGGACCUUACGAAAACAGAACUUUUGCCGGUUUUACGCACUUUUUUCGUUAUAUCACGCAAUAUUGAACAGCCCAGGUAAGUUGGAACAUUCUUUUGUUUGUCCCCGUCAAGUUUUCCUCGUCCAACCCCGCAAAGAUUCGUUUAACGUAGAGUUGACCUUUGUAUCUUCGAAUGCUGCCGCCGAGGCUUUCAGGAAACAGUGUUUUCAUAAAUUUAGAAAAGCACAUACUUCUUUUUAUUGGGAAAUGAUUAUUUUGUACAGUUCUUUCUGUGGUUUUUAGUUCUACAGUGAGAGAAUUCGUGUCCAGGUUUACUAAGCUCAAGCUUGAGAUUCUCAGAACUUCAUCCAAUUUUAUUUUAUUUUCGCGCGGUUUCAGAGCGGAAAUAUAUGUACCGUAUUUCUACUUCGAAUAUUUUGUUGAUAUGAAAGGCGCAAGGAUUUUUUACCUGACAGAAGUUAUUCCGCUUUCUGCUUUUAGUACAAGUGGAAAUCUAAAAAGUUAUUACGAAAGACGCAACCGAAAUUUUUAUGCUAACAAUUCUUGGUACCACCACAGGUAGCCCAAGCUCGAAAUAUGAGCAUCGGCGAGCAUCGGCAUUGUUGCGUAACAUUCAAAAUAUAAGGAUUUGUAUGGGAAAAAAAACUUUCGUUUCUGUAACCUACGAAAAUGAAAGGAUUUUAAAAAAAAAACAGCUUACCUUACUUAAAAUGUGUGUUCAAUCUCUCCUGUGUGGUCCACGGGCCGAUUUAUGGCCGUUUUAUGGGUUUUUAUGUUAACGGUUUUCUCUCUAUAUAAAGGUUUACCAAGGUUGGGCACUCCAGCGAAGCGGCUCGACUGAUCCACCGAAGGAAAACGGCCGUAAAUUCGCUCCAACUGUUCCAAUCGCCUCCAAAUUCCGCCUAGGUAACACACGAUAGUUCUCCUUUCCAUUCGUUACCUUGCUUCAAGACGCCUUUGCACCGAGAGCGAAUCAAAGGUCGCCAAUCUCUGCAAACCUUCCCGAUUGAAGCCAUCGACAGAGGCUCGGGAUGAGCUCCGCGUUACCCAAACGGUUGAAAGAUAGCUUAGCGACCCGGCCUGAGAUUCAAAUUACUCACACUCGGGGUGGGAGACAGUCUCUUGCUCCCGUUCACAUCAAUACCCUUGGGCCCGACCCUCGCAAAGGCUAACUUGCACGCAUUGUUCUCAUUGACCAAUCGGAGCUCAAACUGGCGAAAUUUGAAUUUCAAAACAAAGUACGGAAUCGGAAUCGUACAGAUUCUGUAGUUUGCGAAAUGAAAAUCUGUAGUUUGCGAAAUGAAAAUACUCUGGAGAAUGCCGACUUCAAAUUCAGCGUGAACAACGAAGGAGAAGACGUCAACAAGAAACCGCGGAGCAGAAGAAACAUCGCUUAGCACUGUUAGCACAGCAAAGGCAACGCCGACAACAAGAGGCAGAUGGAGGAAUAGGAGAUUGGAAUCAGAGGCAUUAUGAUCGUUUUCCACUGUCGAAAACCCAGUUUUCUUAGUUUGCCGGCUUCCCCGCCGAUAUAUAGAUCAAAGUCUGCAAAGUUCCAGCUCUGUAUUACGGCCCGAAGAAUAAUAAUUUUCGGGCGAACUCCGAUCCACCGGGCCAUAUAUAUUUUUUCUUUGUUUUUUUGUUUUUCUAAAUCCGGACGCUAAAUGCUAAAUCUGCUUUUCAAUACGCUGUUAACAAUAACACCACAUAAUACGCAAAAAAGAAGAAGAAGAAAAAAAAGAACAACGUAUGGACCUUUAAGACAAUCUUCGCGGUGGGUCACCCAUCCAGUUCGUAACCCCGACUGACAGGGCUUAACUUGAGCGCCUGAGCUUAAGUUAAACUUUUCUGGGCGAAACAGCUUUUUGGGGGGAAUUUUCUGUUUAGAAUAUCCGAGUAGACGCAACGAGAAUAGACUACGAGUAGUCCCCCAUUUUUCCUACAACUACAGAUUUUCAUUUCGCAAACUACAGAAUCUGUACGAUUCCGAUUCCGUACUUUGUUUUGAAAUUCAAAUUUCGCCAGUUUGAGCUCCGAUUGGUCAAUGAGAACAAUGCGUGCAAGUUAGCCUUUGUGAGGGUCGGGCCCAAGGGUAUUGAUGUCAACGGGAGCAAGAGACUGUCUCCCACCCCGAGUGUGAGUAAUUUGAAUUUCAGGCCGGGUCGCUAAGCUAUCUUUCAACCGUUUGGGUAACGCGGAGCUCAUCCCGAGCCUCUGUCGAUGGCUUCAAUCGGGAAGGUUUGCAGAGAUUGGCGACCUUUGAUUCGCUCUCGGUGCAAAGGCGUCUUGAAGCAAGGUAACGAAUGGAGAGGAGAACUAUCGUGUGUUACCUAGGCGGAAUUUGGAGGCGAUUGGAGCAGCUGGAGCGAAUUUACGGCCGUUUUCCUUCGGUGGAUCAGUCGAGCCGCUUCGCUGGAGUGCCCAACCUUGGUAAACCUUUAUAUAGAGAGAAAACCGUUAACAUAAAAACCCAUAAAACGGCCAUAAAUCGGCCCGUGGACCACACAGGAGAGAUUUAACACACAUUUUAAGUAAGGUAAGCUGUUUUUUAUUGAAAUCCUUUCAUUUUCGUAGGUUACAGAAACGAAAGUUUUUUUUCCCAUACAAAUCCUUAUAUUUUGAAUGUUACGCAACAAUGCCGAUGCUCGCCGAUGCUCAUAUUUCGAGCUUGGGCUACCUGUGGUACCACCUUGUUCGUUUCGGUCGAAAAAUAAACGUUUUCUGAGUCGCUGGGCCGCUUGGAAUGAUUUGCUAUAGGAGCGCGUCUUGGACCACUGUGGAAACUUUGGAAUUUCAUUGGAAUUUCUGAGCUUGUUCGAUCAGCGAAUAUUUUAUUGCAUAACAUCUCAAUUUGUUUAUUUCAAGCGUUUUGUUUAUAUCCGGUAACUUAAUUACCGUAUGCAUGAUUAAGGCCAGUUUGUAGACCGCAUUGAAGAAAUAAUUGUUGACCAGAGUUCUUUCAUACAUCUUCCUUGCCGCAGUUUGAUUUUGUUGCAUUGGAUUAAAAGAAUAUGGCUCUUCGUGGAUGUACAAGAAAAGUCUCAAGUUUUCUCCAAGUUCAAAGCAGGUGUCUGAGGAAAUCGAUAAAAACACAGCCUUCUUUUUCAGGUAAUGCCUAUAACUUACAUCAUUUAUCAUUUUGUAGGCAAAAUGGUGGUUUGCUGUUUAGGUAUUAAGAGGAUUAUUAUUCUUCUGACUCUUUGUGUAUGCAGAGGACCAAAAAAGUCCAAACUUAUGACAUAACAUCUUGGCUUUAAAUGAAGUUUCUUAUAUUGUUCUUGUACCUUUAAUCAAAUGGACAACUCCGAACUGGCUAGUGAAAGUGAAAAACUGUCAGAAUGUUGACUUUCAAUUUACUUUGUUGGAUUUGGCAUCAUCAGUUAAAAGUUUGUUUCUUGCUUGGUUUUUGAAAUCGCUUUACUUUAGUACUUAUAACUUGUACUUUAGCACUAGCUUUUAUCUGAUUGGAAAACUUGUGUAGUUUUACAAACUACCUGUAGAUUGGAUUAAGGUCAGUCUUGUGUCAGUAUCAAUCGCCAGUGCAAGUUGUCAUCACGUUUGAAGUGUGCAACAUGACAUGAACUUAAUAGACCUUGUCAUGGUUUUCGACGCCAUCUUGACGAGUAGGCAAACGCGUGAGAAAUUACAGUGUUUGUAUGAGAAUCUAAUAUCGGAUAAUUUCCGUAAAACGUCUGUUCUGAAAAAAAAUAUCAAUUAUAAACUUAAGCUACAAUGCAAAGGAUUGUCCUAAAAAAUUUUGGGGGCGUACCUGUGCUUAAAUUUUUCCAGAGGCUUGGUUUAGAUUUUCCAUAUAUUUGUCUGUAAUUUUCCCGGGACUUUCUUACAGACAAAUGUAUAGAAAAUUUAAAAAAGUGGUUCUAGGUCUUCAAGUGAAUGUAACGCCCUCAAAUUUUUUCAGGAGAAUCCUUAGGAGUGAAGCUUUAGUUUACAAGUCAUAUUGUUUUCAGAAUAGCCGUUCUACGGAAAUUAUUCGAUAUUAGAUUCUCAUACAAUCAUUGUAAUUUCUCACGCGUUUGCCUACUCGUCAAGAUGGCGUCGAAAACCGUGACAAGGUCUAUUUAGCCUUGGGGUAAAAGCUGGAAAAUUCUUAAAAAUUGCCAGAAAGGAAAAAUAAUAUAUGCACUGGGAAUAGCUCCAUUAGUCAAGUGGGCAGGGUUUUGGUUAAAAAAAAAUUAUAGUUAGACUUCUGCCUAAACUCACAAGCCAGCAGUUCUAAAACCAAGAUGUCAAAGAAAAAAUUCAUACUCUAUACAAGAACCAGCUAGCCAGAUCCACUAUGCAAAUAUUAUGAAAAAUGAAAUAAUAAUGGUAGGGGCAUUUAUUUCAGAAAAUAGCACUGUUUGUGAGUAGUCUGUGAAGCCAAAUUCAAUGUUGCACAUGUCUGUCUAAAGCUAACCUGUUUACCUUUUGAUUUGUAGGCUUGUCAGCUCAAUGUGUGUGGCAUGAAAGCCUGGGGUUUGGUUCAAACAAUGAUGGAAGACUUGUACUUGUAACAAAGAAUUCAGAGUAGGUUGAUGAAUUUUUUGGCUAACAAUAUUUUUGAUCAUGUGUGCAUUGUACAUUGUUGUGAAAGUUUCAUUUUUCUUGGUUUACUGCUAGUCUCAGGACGAAGUGAAACCAAUAUUAUUGGUCAGGUUAAAGAACUAUAAUAAGUUUAUGAUUAAACUAAUAUGUUAAAUGACCUUUUUAAUGUCAUAGGAAAUAUUUGUCAAUGGGAUUUUUCAGUAUUGUUUUGGCUAUAUUAGAGAGAUUAAGAUUCACGUUUAUGCCAAAUGGCCAACCCGAAUUUGUACCAUGUGACCAAGUUUUUCCCUAAUUGUCUUUAACUGUUUAUUACUUCAACUAAAAAAUAAGUAGUUUCACGCCAGUUUUAUACAUAAGAAUUUUCUGGACAGUUUUUAUCUGCUUAUUUUCUAUUCUGAGAAAUUUUCAACUUGAAUCUGAUGUUUACCGUUUGGCAUAAGCAUGAAUCUUAAUGUCUCCAUUAUCCAAAUGGAGCAACAUGUUGCUUCCCCACCAAGGAUGCAUUUUCUACCACAUGAUGUCACACAGUUUGCAGGUGAAGCAUGGAAGAGCUAACAACUCUGUGUGUGGGAUAUUUUUAAAGCAAACAACUAUUCCGUACCAAAAAGCCUUUAACAGAGAAAAGCAUCAGUUCCAAAUAUCCCAAUGCAGAUAAGGCACAAGUAGAAGUGGAAUUGAAGAAUAAAAAUAUUGGGGGCAAAAAAAGGGGAAAGCAAACUUUGGCUUUCUCGUAAACAGUUGCAAAUUUCUUAGACUUACAUUGCAUUGCAUCACAUGGUUAGCAGAUCAAGCCCUGGUAAAAAACUAUUAAUUUUUAAGUAGUAAAAGUAAAAACACUUAAUGCAAUUUUUGUUUCAGUUGCACUUUAAGUGUAAUAAAGGCUUACACUAUGAUGAGUUUUGGCCAAGUUUUAUCAAGUUAUGUUGAAAGGAAACGAAGUGCUUCAGCAAAUGUGGAGCUUUAUAACAGCUCUUUAGAACAUAUUUUUGGUAAUAGAAAUUCAGCUUAAAGAUUGCUUGUCGGUGGCAGUGCUCAAGUUUUCUCAAAAUAAAUUCUUUCUUUCUUUUUGGUGCAAUUCACCUACUUCACAACAGUGUAACUUAAUAGGCAAGAUCAAUUCUUAUUUUUGACUCCUAACAUCUAAAUUUUCUAUAUUACAUCUAUCUGUUUUCUUCUAAUUGGUACAAUCUGAAUAUAUUUCAAUGUUACUAAUUUGUUUUUCUACAAUGUUUUCAAGCAAUAACUGCUUCAGGUUGCAAUUUCUCACAGAAUUUUUUCACUUUAAAACUUUUUUAGGUAAACCAUGGUAUGUUACAACCUUCCUGAACAAGAUCCCCAGAGGAGAUAAAAUAAAAAUAAUCCAGACAACAUUGUAAAUUAGAACACUUUCUCUUGGAGAUUGUAAAGCCAUGAGCAGGGUUUUUAGUAAGAGCAUAAAGUUCUUUACAAAUUUAAUAAUCCCAAAAUCAUUAUAACUUCAUGAAAACAUACUACUCAAAUUACCGGUGACAUUCUGCAUGAAAAUGUGCAAAUCAAAUCUGGACUGUGUUUGUUUUGAGGAAAAUGUAGAACAGGGUUACAGAGGGUUUACACCAAGAACAAUGCACUUAAAAACAACCAGCACUUAGAAAAAGCCCUGCACCGCUUUUAAUACUACCUGAUCAUUGCUGUCAGGAAAGUUUGUAGAUCGUGAUAACACUAUAAUGUUGAAUUUUUAUAAAGUUUGAGCAUUUUUCACCUCAAGUUUUUUUCCGAAGAGCUUUGUAAAUGAACAGUCUUUUGUAUUUGUGCGGUAACAUACGUAAUGUAUUACUUGAAAAGUGCACUUGCUGUUUGUUGCUAUUCAAAAUGCAUGUAAGAUAGGGUGAACUUACAUUUCUUUUCCAAAUAUGGCACCAUGCAUCAAAUGGUCAUUUAGUUUUCUUGAAAAGUUGCUUGUUAGUCAUAGGGGACUAACCCCCUGUCUUGAUGUGUACUUUUUAAAAGGCAAAUUUUGGAAGGAGAAUCUCUACCUGUAGCAGUUUAUCAGAAGUCACUUGAAGCAUUAUUUUAUCAACUUAUAUUUUGACUUUGCUGUUAUCCAAAACAUGUUGAUGUAAAUUUGAUUAGUACUAAAUUGAAAGUGGGUCAAGGCACUGUUAUGAGGGUGUAAGGUAAGUAUGUUGUGCUGUAAUUAACAACCUCUUUGGGUAUAUUUGCAAGAAUCAUUAAUUUGGAUUGGUCAUUUCGACUGAGUCACGAAUAAUAAUUUUGUUAAGUUUCUAAUUAUCGCUGUCUAUAUAUUUUUGUUGUGAUUAGAUGAGCUAUUGUUGUUCUGCAGAAUAAUGACAGUGUAUUUCAUUGGUAUAUUUCGUGAUGGAGGUUGUUAUACUAUAAAGGUCACUUGUACUACCAUUAAUACUGUAGUUAUAUGCUUUAAGGCCUGCAAGCACUGCUUGUUGAAGGCCAUCUGUUAUGUGGUGCUGACCUGUAAUUAUCAACAGGCAAUGCACUGAUGGUUAUGAUUACAACAAGCUCUUUGGUCCUCCACCUGAAGCAGAACAAUUAGUCAGAUUAUCAUCAUUGAAACAACCAUACAUUGACAGGGACCUUUGGAGAGAAGGUCGUACAUUACAAGGUAUUAAAGGGUUUUAAUCUUGUUUGGUGGGGAGGAGGAGUAAAACAACUAAUUAGCCAAAAUUUUAAUAAUAAAAUAACUCUACAAUAAUAACUCAAUUAUUUUUACUAAUAUUGACUAUAAUAUUAAAUAUAUUCAUCUUUUAAUAUUCUCAAAAACUCAUUUUAUCUUUGUGCACUCCUUCAGUUUUGUACAUCUUUUUCAGUCUUAUUUUUUUGGUAAUAGCUGCUAAUUAUUACUUUAUUGAUAUUAAUAAAUAUUUAAUAUAUUUAAAUAUAUUAUAUAUAUAUAUUAAUAUAUUUUUAUAGUAAACUUUCCCUUUGCAUGUUUAGGAAGGUAAGCAAAUUGUUACCUCCUCCCUGCAUAGGGUAGAAAAUAAAUUUUGCUUGGCUGUGCAUUACAACAGCACAGCAAGCCUCAUGAGAGUGUUGGGUGGUGUCAAAGGAUAGUGUGUGUGCAAGAAGUCCCGUCUUGUCAUCGGUGGCUUUUUGACAUGUCCCUUCCCCCCUGUUUGUUUUGCUAAUAUUGCUUGCCUCCUGCAGGUAAUGCCCCUUGGGCAAGACCACUGCUUCCUCGUCGUGGUGGUUAUUCCGCAUGUUUUUCAUCCCUUGCUGGUGAUGGGCAGAGCUCUGGGUCAUCUGCAUCUGCUGACUCCCUUGAUCCAUCUCUUAUCAUAUUUGACAAGGAUGGGACCUUAAUUGAUGUUGAUUCUGUCUGGAUACCAUGGAUGGAGAGCUAUGUACGUGAACUUGAAGCAGCAACUGGGCUGGAUCUGGCAGACAAACUGUACCAACAAGUGGGGUUCUGUCCGAAGACUCGCGCUUACACGGAUGGAGGUCUGCUGGCCCAUGCUACUAUAGCUGAAAUCAUGAAAGUAUUUGUCUCUGUUCUAGUCGACUGUGGUGUGAACAGAGACAGAGCAGAGAAGCUGGUCAACAACUGUUGUAAGGAGUUUGAUAGUGGAAGUCAUGACACGCUACAACCCUUGGGUGAUUUGCCACUCAUUUUUGAAACACUAAGGGCAAAGGGGGUGAAGACUGCUAUAUGCACCGCAGAUAGCCGGGAGGGCACUAUGUCAGCUCUUGACAGGUUAGGACUGAUGGAAAUGGUUGAUAAGAUUGUAUGUGGAGAUGACAAAGAUACAAAGCCCAAACCCCACCCUGAAACUGCUCUUGAAAUUUGCAAAGAGUUGAAUGUCUGCCCAACACAGACUGUUAUAAUCGGGGACACAUAUGCUGACACCACAAUGGGUCGCUCAGCAGGGCUGGGCCUUACUGUUGGUGUGCUCAGUGGGGCAGGUAGUAAGACAUUCCUUGAAAAGGAGGCUGAUGUUGUCCUCAACAAUGUGGAUGAGCUCCUUGAUACAUUAUUUCCAGAAGAGUCUUCUUAAGUCGAUUCUCCUUUCUUUUUGAGGGAAUUUGGGUAAGUGAUCCUUUAAAUUCAUUUUCAGCUUGGUGUUAUUUUUCCCUGUUGAUGUAGAUAAUAAUAAUUUUUUAACUUGAUGGUUAUUGUAUAGGAUACAUUUAGAUGUAAUAAUUUACAUGUUGUAUAUUAUAACCGUUUGUCAUUUGACAUCUAGGGUGGGUGGCCAUGUUUUCAGUAUGAAAUGAGUGUUAGCUAUAGGUGGAAGUUAGCCUGCAUCACAGACGUAAUCUAUCCCUGUUAGUAAUGUCUGCGAAGUAGCACCAAAAUCCUUUUUCUGGGACCCAAAUGGACUUAAUGAAUUACUUAAAAUGCGUUUUGAAUUUCCCUUUAACCUGAUCGUAAAAGCAACAAUAAUUUGUUAAAAAGCUGAACGUGCUACAUACCUAGAUCAUCGUACACAGGUGGGAACCCAGAGAAAGGAUUUGUUGCUGGUUCCCAGACGGACUUUACCAGAGGUUUAGUUUUGUCUGUGGCAUAGGCUAGUUACAAGUGAAAUUCAAAAUCUUUCCUUAGUUACAUUGUCGAUUGAUAGUAAAAACUCAUAUUUAUUUAACACAAGGCCUUUCAUGUUACAUGGAAUAGAAAUAAAAAUAUUUAUUGUCAUUUUACUAUACUUUAAUAUUUGCCAAUUUCAUAGUACUCAUCUGCAGUAUUCAUUGGAUGCAUUUGCAACGUAGCAUGUUGCAUAUACACCUGUAUCCAUAACAUUUUUUGCCAUAUGGAAUUUCUUAUUGUUUUCAUGCUUAAAGCAAAAACUGCUGUAAUGCAAAUGAACAGGCUUUCAUUCUACAGCAGUAAGUGUUUACAUAACUGGACAGUGCAUGAGGAUUAUAUUGUAAUCUAGUCUGUAUGGUUUUAUACAUGUUAAUAUGUUAUAAGUCCUUGCAAUAUUAAACCAUUAAGCUAUUUUUAUUUCAACUUUUUACAAUCAGUAACUUAUUCAUAUUAUAUAACAAAUUAUUAUUAUUAUUAUUAUUAUUAUUUAUUAUACUGUGCCGCUGUUUUUUUUUUCCCUGGUUUGGAAUCAAGGAAAUUUUCGGUUAACUGAAAGAUUUUUGUGAUGUUCAAAUGAACUGUGUAGAUAAAAAUUGAUUUUGAAAUGAAUUUACAAAAGUACCCAUGUGAAAAUAUCUAACCUUUAGAGCAGUUUUCAACUAAGUUUCAAGGCUUACUUUGCCUAAUUAUGUUUCAAAUAAAAAUUAUUACAUUAUUAGCCCCUGCAGUUACACUAUUUAAACCAACCUUCUUGCAUAAGUUUUCCUAUGCUUGGCCAUAGACUGCAAGAGCGGCAACAGUGUUAGGGCAUACUUGCAGAGUAGGAGAAAAAAGAGCAACACAGUCAAAAGAUAAGUAGUCUCCUUUGUAGCCUUUAUUAGGGUCGUCAAGUAAGUGAACAUGCACUAAAAGAGUCUUGGUUGGCUGGGGCUUCUUUUGCCUCCUACAAUUUUCAUUUUUUGGUUUAACUGGUUUUCCGUUUUGCCAGCAUAAUAAUGAUAUUUACAUUGACUGCUACUUAUCAACCUCUCAUAACUAAUCGGUGGCUUGUAAUGUCUUGUUAUGCUGUUGCCUAAGUGCAGUUAAUUUAGACAUAUUUUCCAUGGGUUACUCCCACUACACUGGUGUGAAUCUUGGGUGUAAUAUGAUAAUGGUGAAUUUUAGGGGAGUUGUCAGCUCCUUGAGUAUCUGUCAUCCGUUUUAUGGUUUGUCAGGUGCAAUUAAUAGUGUGUACAUAUAUGAUAUUCUUUUUUUAGAAAAAGAAAGGACUAGAAAGAAAGCAAACUAAAGGAUCACUAUUUAUUGCCCCAUGGCCACUUCACUGUAUUGGCGGCAAUUGAAAAUUAAGACUCUCAGAACUGGUAAAUAGUUAGACUUGAAGUAAAUUAGAUAAGGCAGGUUGUAUGCUGAAGGCUAUUACCUUAAAUUUUUAAACAUUUGUACCUCUGAAUCACUUUCUUAUUAAAACGUAUCUCUCUAAAUGACAUUUUGUAAAUGUUGUCCCCACAUUACCAAAGAUACAAAGGCACAAGGUUCUCUGCUGCCUGGCUAAGCUUUUUAGCGAGGGAUGGGAGGAACAGAAGGCACGAGGAAGGUUAGGUCUGAUCUUUUCUCCUUUCCCUCCUUGAAGGGCCGUUCACAGGCUAGAAUCUUGGACAUGAGACUAGAGAUUUAGUCCCCGUCUCCCUACCCAAAUCAAAGAUGGGAAAAUGGUGCGUUUUGGCCUUCGCUCUGGCGUU
Molecule: messenger RNA, 15867 nt
Organism: Porites evermanni
Lineage: Eukaryota; Metazoa; Cnidaria; Anthozoa; Scleractinia; Poritidae
Source: the annotation of a GenBank genome assembly